Molecule: messenger RNA, 426 nt
Organism: Porites lobata
Lineage: Eukaryota; Metazoa; Cnidaria; Anthozoa; Scleractinia; Poritidae
Source: the annotation of a GenBank genome assembly
AUGAAGAGAGAUGGAGAGAAGGGAAGCGUGACCAUGAUAUUGAUGAACUGGUAUCGGCAAUACGGAUCGGUUUACGUUGUGUGGAUGUUCUUUAUUCCCGUUGUUAUCCUGUCUGAUCCUGAUAUGGCCAAAAAAGCCCUCAUCACACUAAAUUUGCCCAAAGAGCCAGGACUUUACUCCAAAGUCAGCAGCGUGUUCGGCCAACGAGCUGCGGGGCAGGGGAUUUUGACAGAAGUCGAUCACGACGCUUGGCGUCUUAAGCGAGCAAUGUUAGAACCGGGAUUUCACAGGAAGUAUCUAAUGAACUCGAUGGAGGCUUUUAAUUCGAUUUGUGGCGACUUUCUGCAAAAUCUGAGGAAAUAUGCCGAUGGUAAAACGCCUGUCAGGAUGGUGGACGAAUUUAAAAAGAGUCAUCCUCGACAUUAA